AUGGAGAUACAUUCACAGUACACACCUGGAAAGAUAAGUAUCUCUGAACGGUCCAUUCUUUCAGGAACAAAGACUGUUGAGAGUGCAGAUUACCCACACUACUAUAAUCUCUUAAGAAAAAUGAACAUGCCUUUUGUGAGAGGAAUUGAGGACAGACAUGACUUUGCUAGAAUGGAAAAGAAAGGCAACCCUACUUUUCUUAAAUUUCACCCUUAUCCCCCUUCAUCCUUACCAGACUAUCACUUACACUGCCCUUAUCCCCCGCCAUUUGGGCCAGAUUAUCCAUUAUUUCCACUCCGUGAUGAUGUAACCUUAGGUGAUCCCUGUUCAGGGUUCAUGAGUCCUGGUGGCGAUGCUGAGUUAAAGCCUGGCAUUGGCAGAAUCAUCCCAAGUCUGGUGAGUUUUAGUGACGUGAAACCUCAGCAUCGAGUUCCCAGGCCAAGUGCGGGAUUUCAAACGACGCUAAAAAGGCAAAAAAUUUUAUUAGAAGAACUAAAACAAGACAGAAAAUGGAAUUCGAGGGCAACAUCAGAUACUUCCAUCAGAGCAAGACUUGGAGGCUGGACCAGCGCGGUGAGAGUCACUCCUUCGCAGCCUCGGCAUGAACGGAGCUCAGUCACGCACAAGUACAUGUUCGACAAGGAAGUAGCCUAUAAAGACGGAGAGCCACCUUCACAGCCAAGCGAGAAGUGUGAUGCAAAGGACAUGUUUUAUAAGUCCUCAACACAAAAAGCUUAUGAAAGCAUUCCUUGGGACGACAUGCUGGCACCAAAACUCGAUCCAGAAGAGACAACAGUGGAAAGAGCUGCGGACGUCGUCUCACAGUGCUUCACACAGAAAAGAUACGAACGGACCCCAGCAUUAACUCAGAUGGUCGGUGGACUCUGGGACAGAUUUCAAACAAGAUCUUUCUCGGUGCCAGUGAGACCAAUUAAUUUUGUGAGUCCCAGUUCUAGAAGCAAGUACAUUCCGCACUACACCGGCUACGUGCAGUCCACCAACCCCGACGACAUUGACAACCCCUAUGGGGACAUCACAUCUCUGGCCCGACCUCGGAACUCCAAAGUCCUUUACUCAAAGACAAGCCGCUCUGCCAACAUCCCCGGGUACAUGGGGAAGGGCCAUUUCACAGCCACCCACCCGGCAAAUUCCCACGUGCCCGCCGCCAUCCCCUCGAUGGACUCCGAGGUGCGCCGUGUCUUGAGGAAAGACAUGGCCGUCACCAUGUUCCGUCACCAGGCACCGCUGUCUAAGAUGGUCACAACGGUGAAGCCCUGCAACCCCUUCAAUAACAGGAGGCAAACUAUAGGCUACUGA
Molecule: messenger RNA, 1317 nt
Organism: Pipistrellus nathusii (Nathusius's pipistrelle)
Lineage: Eukaryota; Metazoa; Chordata; Mammalia; Chiroptera; Vespertilionidae
Source: the annotation of a GenBank genome assembly